AUGGCCGCUGAACCUCCUCCAGAAGAACCUCCCCCAAAUUAUCGGUCUGAGGCCCACGAUAUCUACUUGGGUAAAAACCGCCGGCUUGCCGAUCCAGUCUUCUUCCCAGCCUCUAUGCGUACGAAGCAUGAAAUGAGGACAAUAGAGGAGGAGCUUGCCCGCGAAAUGGAAGAGGAGCCCGAUGGACCUCGAGAGUUCACAAAAGAUGUCAUGGUCCUCUGGGGUUGGGGUAUAUGCACGCGAUGGCCCCCAGGCGGCCCAGUUCCACGUCUCCAAGACUACGAAAAGUCCAUGAAUGCAAUGACUGCUGACAUAUACAAGAAUUGGAAAGAAAUCCAGUCUUUAGUCAGAAAUCAUGAGGAUGCCAUCCGCGACUGGAUCCUCCGCUUCUCUCUAGGUAUAGAGAAACAAGAGACUCGAGAUACCAACAUAUUGUAUGCUGGCAUACAACAAAGUUGGAAACGCACUGUCAAGACAUUCAACGACUGUGCCGACGACAUCAAGAUGUUUAUGAAGUCUGACUCUAUCGAAUCCGAUUUUGAGAUUGACGUUCCUAACUAUCCUGAUCCGGAAGAUGGCCGAGAUCACUAUGUUGCCCAUUAUUCCCAUCGUUACAACUUUUUCAACGACCAACCAGAUGAAGAGGAGCCUGAGCGGUGCGAAUGCCCCUUGCUACCAAACCGCAUGGUCAGCUUUGACGUCUCCGGAUCUGGUUCUGAAAAGGGGUAUCGUCCAAAACUGUGGAAAGGGUGGGCUAGUCGUCCGAAUGCUGAAAUUUCGGGUGAGAGCAAGGAAGAAUAUGAUCGUCUUUGGCACCAAGGCCAGUUGUUUGGAGCAUCCGAAGCUUGGAUCAUGCUCCAAAGUCAGCGAGCUAAUUAUCACUACCUUAGGCACCUCCUUGGAUUUAUCUGCUGCGAGGCAAAGCUCCCCAUCACGACGCCCAAAACACCAGGAGAACAAGAACGCAAAUUUCGCAGUUCAAGAGCCUCAAUCGAAGUCAUCAAACAGAGGGCUUUGGCCAAUUGGUUCGAUUUUACUAAGCAGCAGGCUUUCCUCCCUCCGCCGAUACAAAUUUCCCCAAGAUACUUGCAAGAUCUCGAAUUUAAGAUGGAAGUCGCUGACAAACAUAUCCAGGCGCUCUCCAGCGACCCAGAGUAUUUCUUUGGUUGUAUUCAUACACUCAAAGAGCACCAUUGGGCAAAUAUCGAGAUACAGGGGGACGAGACAAAGGCCAAUGAACGUAGCCCUGCUUCCAUAUACGUGGAGAAAUACGUGGAGGAGGAUUACCGGCAUAUUCUCUAUUUUGAUCUCAUAAGGGGUGUGCUGAGGCGAUCAGUCUUCGAAUUCCACAUGUGGCACUCCAUCUACAUCCGCAUUCGGGAAUUCCAAGUCACGAUGAGAAAAUCGUUUGAAGACUACGGCAAAGAAGACGAGUCUGAUACAGACGGAACCAAAAUGCUCCAGCGGCCUCCAAUUUUUCUCUCUGACAAGGCGAAACGGGAUCACGCCGUACUGGCAGAACAAUACCUGUCUCUGGUCGUUUUACUGCGGUAUGAUGCCGUCUUUUUCAUCAACGAGUUUCGCAAGAAAGCUAUUCAUGCUGGCGAUCAUACAGGGUUUGAAGUAGCUACUGUCGAUCCACCCCAGGAGGAAACUCAAAGCCGCCAAAAUACCAUAGAAAAGAGGCACUAUAGAGGGCGGAGUCUGCACUGUUGGCCGAAAUUCAGGAAUCAAUGGCUCCGCGUUGACGAAUACUCAGCAGAUGAGAUUCUUCGAAUGUUCUUCUUCAACAGCAUGGACAACUUCAUAUCCGAUGCUUUGAACUGCACAAACUGCGGAAUCACAGAGGCGGCAGGCUAUCUCCAAGCAAUGUCCCGGGCCCACGAUCCGGACAGCACAAAACACAUCUUCACAGACUUAAUGGACGACACAAUCGACAAUCUCAAUCUGCUGUCCUCGCUUGCUGACCACCUGGAGUGUUUGUGGCCCGCCAUGGACAAAGUCGGCGGCGCAGCCGUGAGGGAGAGCGUCCGCCGAGAGUAUUAUGACUUGGGCUGCAAAGAUAUUUCCAUCAACUUUUUCGAUUUUGACGAUUUUGACUUUGAAAAGAAAAUGCCUGUGAAGCGCUUGAAAAGACUUUUUCUCUUCUUCGAUGAACUUCAGGGCUUCAAGGACGAAUCAAUCUCGAUAGGGCAUGCCAAAGGCGAUCUCAAGAGGUUUGGGGCCUCGCUGCUCUGUAAGUUCAUAUACCCCCUGAACGACGAAGGGGAGGACUUCAAGGCCAACCAAGAAGCAAUCUCCAGACUCGAAAAGGCAAUGGGCGUAUCUGGAUCCGACUACGUUUUCAGCGUAAAAGAAACGCCCAUCAACCUGGAUGAAAAGAUUUCAGGCAAGGGAGCAAAAGUUCAGCUCGUGAGUCAGCCGCUGGACUAUCGCAACGUCGCGGCUCGUGAGAGGGAGCGCCAACAGCAAAGAGAUGCCUUCAACGAAGCGUUACGGGCGAACAGGGAUACUAUGGCGGAGAUGUGCAGGUUCAAUCCGCGAUGGGCGACGUCACUUCAUUCUGCUCUCGAACAAUUCCAGAUCCCGCCUGCUCUGGUAGACCCUCUGGUCGAGGCUCUAUCCAACGUUUCUCUCCAGCCAAUCCCCAAUGCUCCCGACGGCCAACCCAAAGGUGUUAUUAAAAAACGCGACUGGGCCACUCUAGAAGCAGUCUACAACGUUCACGGCAGCGCAAAUGCAGCCGUGUCCUACGCUCAACUCAAGCUUGCGAUGGUGGCAUUGGGAUAUAAAGAGGAUCCUAGCGGGGGGAGCCACAUGAGAUUCGUCAGACAGAACGGUAGGUGGCCGCAUGAUGUGCUGCCAAAGGGUGAGAACGUUAUUAUUGCGCGAACACACCGGGGGGAGCAUGCUGCGGCGGCCAAGGGGAAGGCAAUGGAUUGGGGAAGAAGAUUCUGUGAGAGAGGUUUGACUUUUGACUUUAUUCAGCAGUGGUAUGUGAAGGGGUGA
Trichoderma breve is the source of this 3009-nucleotide messenger RNA. RefSeq lists its product as uncharacterized. The transcript is spliced from 3 exons. The record is from RefSeq and is a predicted model, not a curated record. The coding region runs from base 1 to 3009 and encodes 1002 amino acids. NCBI's taxonomy places the organism in Eukaryota, Fungi, Ascomycota, Sordariomycetes, Hypocreales, Hypocreaceae.